AUGGCUAAAGCACGCUCGGUACAUGAUAGCGAGAUAGAAGAUGUUGAGUCUAUGGACCAAGUGGACGAUGAAGACGAAGUAGAAGAGGAAGGAGACGAUGACGAACUUGAUGACGAUGAAGUGCAAGAUGAAGAAGAAGAGGAAGACGAAGAAGAAGAAGAAGAAGAAGAUGAUGAUGAUGAAGAUGAUGAAGAUGAUGAAGAAGAUGAUGAUGAACACGAUGCAGAUGAGACUACAGCUGUUGAUAAUGGUGUGACUGGAGGAGAAGAGGAAGAUGACAACGAUGAAGACGAUGAAGACGAUGAAGAUGAAGGUGAUGAUGCUGAGGAAGAGGACGAAGACGAGGAAGAGAUUCCAAGUAUUAGUGAUGAUGAAACUGGUUAUAAGAUUGAAGAUCCAGAUGAUAUUGAUGAUGACCUUGAAAUGCCUGAGGAUGAUGAAGAAGAUGAAGAAGAUGCAGCUACCCCCGCUCCUACCUCGAGAACUAACAAAGUACCUGUUUCCGAACCUACAGUACCUCCAGGAGGACGGCUGUUUAGAAGAAGACAACAGUUGUCAUACUAUGAAGAUGACGACAAGCUUGAUGAAGAUGAGGAAGACGAUGAAGAUGAACAGGAAGACGAAGUGGAUAACGCUACUCCUAAAACAGGGGUCACCAAAUCAAACAAUAAUAAUAAGAGUAGAGUCAAGAAAAAGGUUCCUAAAGUUGAUAAGUUAGACUUGCUUGAAAAUGAUUUACUUUUAAGUGACGAAGAGCCCGAAUACGAUCCCGACAACCAUCAAGAUCUUUCACGUAUGACCCAGAGACAACGGGCAAUAUACAUGGAGGAAGACAUUGAAGAUACAAAUGAAGAAGAGAGCGUAGACUACGAUGAUAUUGACACUGAAACCGGGACAGGCACACCACCAGUCAAGAAGAAACGGUUUAUGGAACUUGGAGAUAACUACGGUCGCCAUGCAAAGCAAAAAAGAACAGAAACAGAAGAACAAGCUGCUCAUCGUAAAGCGGAAAAUGCUAGAAGAAGGCAUAACUACAAGCUCAAGCAACUUGAAGAAGAGAAACAAGAUACAUUGAACAAAUUGCUUAAACGAAGAGCUGCCAAAACAAGAGAAAUUCAACCCAAAGAAGGAAGUGUCGAUCCAAGACUGGGAUCUCAAUCCCUGUUAGGAAUUCUGUCAUUGCUGCCUAUACGACCUCAAUUGAGCCAUCCAGGGUUGAUGAGAUAUGUGAACAAUGUCUCUACAUUAAAGGGGAAUUCAGUGUUAGCAUAUAACCGAGAAGAGAAUGGAUCUUAG
Messenger RNA from Lizanozyma spartinae, 1296 nucleotides. RefSeq lists its product as uncharacterized. Lineage: Eukaryota; Fungi; Ascomycota; Pichiomycetes; Serinales; Debaryomycetaceae. The coding region runs from base 1 to 1296 and encodes 431 amino acids. The transcript has a single exon. Gene Ontology annotation, cellular component: Ino80 complex. The record is from RefSeq and is a predicted model, not a curated record.